Messenger RNA from Suillus clintonianus, 417 nucleotides. RefSeq lists its product as uncharacterized. The transcript is spliced from 3 exons. The record is from RefSeq and is a predicted model, not a curated record. NCBI's taxonomy places the organism in Eukaryota, Fungi, Basidiomycota, Agaricomycetes, Boletales, Suillaceae. Bases 135 to 356 code for a protein of 73 amino acids.
CCGAUGGCGAUAACUGAACAUACAUCUUCGAUCUCGUAGGAUCAGCUUUCCUAUACCAUCAAGUCCAACAUAUCACGGCCGUCCUUUUCCCAAUUGGAGCAGGACUAGAAUGUCUAUCCAACAUCUCAUCUCUCAUGAAUGUUUCUACGAAAGAAUCAGAAUCAGCCCGACGUUCAAUUGCCACUUGUGGAUCGCAAGCCCGAUAUAUCAGAGGGCAGACGCCCUCCCUCCCCUGCUCUGGGAUUGUGAAGAAUUCACAGAUUGCUCAAAAUAUCGUGGAUAAGGCAAAUCUCCUCCCCAUAGAUAAAGUCGUUGAAGUUGGUCCUGGUACGGAACCUUACUGUAAUGAUCCUUGAAAAAGCCAAAAAUGACACCACUGGUGAGGCGGACCCACAGAUGGCGGUUGAGUUUACGAAG